GAUUCUCUUGCAACCCUAGCUUUGCAAAAGCCCAAGGCGGCCGUUGGCUUUUCAAACACUAAACAACCAAGAUCCUCUAGCUCUAAGGCACCCGUACUUCCUCUUCCCCUUCUUGGAUCGAUGGGUUACCCUAAAAGGAGCACGGAGAAGUAGACACGAAGAAAUGGCUGGUCUCGAAGAUGACUGGGACUUCAGCGCCGAGGAGCUCGAACUCCUGGAGCAAGAUGCCAUGAGAAAGAUUGCGGAGAGGAAGUCGUCCUCUGCCACAGCAGGCGCGUCGUGUCGCUACAAUUCCGUUGCACAUCUUUCACCGCGUGCCUCUGCUUCUGUUUCCAGUCCUUGUCAUGCAUCUCCGUCAAGAACUUCUUUGGAAUAUCGAUAUGGCAAGGUUGAUGAUCCCUCAGGAUUGCUUGAUGAUAUCUCUCUAGGCACCAAUGACUUGCCUCAUUUCUUUGUUAGAUUUUAUCUUCAUUCUUCUGGUCUCAUUGCUGCAAAGUUCCCUUAUAAUCCGAUUCUAGUGCAGGCAGUUCACAAAGUUCCAAAAGCUAGCUGGCGACCACAAGAAAGGUUAUGGACGUUCCCUCUUUCCUCUUUGAAGAUAGCUGAAGAAGUUUUUGGUGAAGUGAGUGGUGCUAAUGUAGAGUUGCAGAGUCUAGACCCAUUGGUAUGUCGUGCGCUUGCUGCUGCAAAUGCUGCCCCAAACCUUUUAGCUUUAUAUGAUAGGAUACCAAGCUCCUUGGAAUCAAAACUUUUGCCAUUUCAGCGUGAAGGAGUAAGGUUUGUGUUACAGCAUGGCGGACGUGCUCUGUUGGCGGAUGAAAUGGGGCUUGGAAAGACAUUACAGGCACUUGCAGUUGCUUCUAGCCUUAGUGAGUCCUGGCCUGUUCUUGUUUUGACACCCUCAUCCUUGCGUUUGCAUUGGGCUUCUAUGAUUCAACAAUGGCUUGGCAUCCCUGCAGGAGAUAUACUGGUAGUCUUAUCUCAAGCUGGAUCAAAUAGAGGAGGUUUUAAGAUAGUUUUUUCAAGCCAGAAGGUAGAUCUUCAACUGGAUGGCACUUUCAACAUAGUAUCCUAUGAUACAGUCCCUAAAGUACAGAAUGCCCUUUUGUCUUUCGCCUUUAAGAUUGUAAUUGCAGAUGAAUCACAUUUUUUGAAGAAUGCUCAAGCUAAGAGAACCAGUGCUUCACUUCCAAUUCUGCAGAAAGCUCAAUAUGCAAUGUUACUAAGUGGAACUCCUGCUUCAUCACGACCUAUUGAGUUAUUUAAACAGCUAGAAGCCUUGCACCCUGAAGUGUAUAGAAGUGUGCACGAGUAUGGCAAUCGAUAUUGCAAGGGUGGUUUUUUUGGAUUAUACCAAGGGGCCAGCAACCAUGAUGAGCUGCAUAGUUUGAUGAAAGGAACUGUGAUGAUUCGUAGGCUAAAGAUUGAUGUUCUUUCAGAGCUCCCUGUGAAGCGCCGACAGCAGGUAUUCCUGGACUUGAAUGAAAAAGAAUUGAAAAAGAUCAGGGCCUUGUUUCAUGAGUUGGAGUUGGUGAAGAGCAAAAUCCAGAUAUGUAACUCUGAAGAAAAUUUAGAGGCACUAAAAUUUACUCAAAAGAAUCUUAUCAACAAGAUAUAUAAUGAUUCAGCUGAAGCUAAAAUACCCGCAGUUCUUGAUUACUUGGGUACUGUCAUUGAGACAGAUUGCAAAUUCCUAGUAUUUGCACACCAUCUACCAAUGAUUGAAGCGUUGCAUAAUUUUUUUUUGAAGAAGAAGGUUGGUUGCAUUAGAAUUGAUGGCAGUACUCCAGCAACAUCAAGACAAGCUUUAGUUACUCAAUUUCAGGAUAAAUCUGAAAUUAAAGCAGCAGUCCUUUCUAUUCGAGCCGGAGGCGUUGGGCUAACUCUGACAGCAGCAAGCACCGUCAUCUUUGCUGAGCUUUCUUGGACCCCAGGUGAUUUGAUUCAAGCAGAAGAUCGUGUUCAUCGCAUUGGUCAGGUAGCAUCAGUAAAUAUAUACUAUCUUCUAGCUAACGAGACUGUUGAUGACAUAAUCUGGGAUGUUGUGCAAAGCAAAUUGGAGAAUUUAGGCCAGGUACUUGAUGGUGAGGAAAAUAAGCUCGAGGUGGCAAGCUCCCAAACAAUUAGCAGCAGCCCUGCAAAGCAGAAAACCUUGGAUUCCUUCCUUAAACGUUGCCCCCGUUCUCCGACGGCUGCUCCCACAGCCAAAAUUCCAAAAUAUUGAAAGAAACAUUUUGUUCUCUCUCUCUCUCUCUCACUUUUGCAGCUGCUAUUAUGAUCUUUUUGGUGUAGUGGCGAUUGGGGGAGAUGGAGCUGCUCUCAACCCCUUCAGAUUCUUAUAAAAAAAAAUUAUAUAGUUAUAUUUAUGUGAUGAAAGUUUUAUCAGUAAAUACUUAUUCCAUUAUGUAUAUUAUAAAAUGUGCCCCUCUCUAAAUUCACGGUAAAUAAUUUCAUUUCUUCUCACAGCUUUGUCUGUCAGUGAGAUGGCAUUUUAUUCCUGCUAAUGAACAGACUUAAAGUUAGCCAAGAUA
Dendrobium catenatum is the source of this 2531-nucleotide messenger RNA. Its product is annotated as SWI/SNF-related matrix-associated actin-dependent regulator of chromatin subfamily A-like protein 1. The transcript has 24 exons. Gene Ontology annotation, biological process: DNA repair; replication fork processing. The record is from RefSeq and is a predicted model, not a curated record. The coding region runs from base 164 to 2224 and encodes 686 amino acids. NCBI's taxonomy places the organism in Eukaryota, Viridiplantae, Streptophyta, Magnoliopsida, Asparagales, Orchidaceae. Gene Ontology annotation, molecular function: ATP binding; ATP-dependent chromatin remodeler activity. Gene Ontology annotation, cellular component: nuclear replication fork.